AUGGAGAGGUUCGUCUCAGGCCGUGCCUGGCGAUCUCGGCAGGAGCUUUAUACCGCCGUGAAGGACUGGCGCCCAAAGCUUCUCCAGGGCUUCUCGAAGGAGCCGGUCGAACGAGUUUGCUGGAAAAAGAUCUUGGGCCGCCCACCUAUAUGGGGCGAAGAGAUGCAAGACGCUCAUCGCCGCUACGCGAGGAGAUUCUUGACCUACUUGAGCCGGGGUCGGCGAGCCCAGAAGAACAUGAUCCUGGUAUCCCACGGCAUCAUGGUGCAGACCUGCCUGAAGGUGCUGCCGAGCACCUCCGGGAGGGGUGUGGCAUCAAUCCCUUACUGCGGCGGGCUUAUGGCGAAUCUAUGCCAGAUCUCGAAGCAGGCGGCCGGCACUGAAAUGGACGACGACGCAGCCCACUUUGUUGCAGACUCGAGCUCGCCGCAGAAUCCGGUGCCAGCGGGGGAUUGGCCUGAAAGGGCCACCGAGAGGACCAGCACCGGAAACGAACACAUCGAACAAGCGCAGCUUCACGGAUGGGACGUUCAGCCCCUGGGGGUGUCUUUCGAGUCCACGGACGACACGCCGAAGACACGCGCGAGCUCGGCGAAGCGAUACCAGGAUCUACUGGCAAGGCUGAAAGCUGGCAGCUUUUCCUGGGCUCAGCUGCAGCUGCUGCUUGGACAGCUGCCAGCCGAGCUGCCGACACACGCCUUCCAGCCAACCGGCACGGCCGACCUCAGCGACACUGCCACGCAGGUCUCCAUGGAGCUCUUCAGGAGCCCUCCGAAGUUUGUUCCUUUGUCU
Symbiodinium necroappetens is the source of this 792-nucleotide messenger RNA. NCBI's taxonomy places the organism in Eukaryota, Dinophyceae, Suessiales, Symbiodiniaceae. The record is from the annotation of a GenBank genome assembly.